CUGCCUGCGAUGCUGGCGGCGCGCCCGGCUCUCUCCUCCUCUUCCGGAGACAAAUUUUGCGCGCCUUGGAGCCAUGGAUCCGCCGGGCUCGGCUGCCGGGGAAGCGGGCCGGGGGCUGCCCGGAGCCUCCCUCCCGGCCCUGGAGCGGCAGUGGCUGCAGGCGCUGCGCGGAAUCAGCGGGAGCGACGAGGAAGCGGCGGGCGCCGCGCUGCGCUGCCUGAUGCGCGGGAGCCAAAAGGACCUCUUGCAAUUGCAGGGCUACAGGUGAGGGAGCCAGGUGCAUGGGGAAUGUCGGAGCUGGAGAAUAUAUAUUUGUGUGUGUGUGUGUGUGUGUGUGUGUGUGUGUGUGUGUUAGAUACAUAUGGUUUUCUUGGGAGAAAAGCAAUGACAAACCUAGACAGCAUCUUAAAAAGCAGAGACAUCACCUUGCCAACAAAGGUCCGUAUAGUUAAAGCUCUGGUUUUCCCAGUAGUGAUGUAUGGAAGUGAGAGCUGGACCAUAAAGAAGGCUGAUCGCUGAAGAAUGGAUGCUUUUGAAUUCUGGUGCUGGAGGAGACUCUUGAGAGUCCCAUGGACUGCAAGAAGAUCAAACCGAUCCAUUCUGAAGGAAAUCAGUCCUGAGUGCUCACUGGAAGGACAGAUCCUGAAGCUGAGGCUCCAAGACUUUGGCCAGCUCAUGAGAAGAGAAGACUCCCUGGAAAAGACCCUGAUGUUGGGAAAGAUGGAGGGCGCAAAGAGAAGGGGACGACAGAGGACGAGAUGGUGGGACAGUGUUCUCGAAGUGACCAGCAUGAGUUUGACCAAACUGUGGGAGGCAACGGAAGACAGGAGUGCCUGGCGUGCUCUGGUCCAGGGGGUCACAAAGAGGCGGACACGACUAAACAACAACAUAGGUUCCCUAUUGGUAGGAGAAGAUAACAGAGGCCAACCAGAGAAUAUUGAGAAGCAAAGCAGCUAGUAAGCUUGAUCUUUAUUGAUCUGUUGCAACAGGGUGCUCCCCUCAUCCGCAGGAGAGAGGAGGAACUCUAUAUGGGCUAUAUGGGCUCUUGGAUACCCCAUAAGGGAAAAGGGCAAUUUUUGUUUACAACAAAGGGACCACCGGGUCAUGUAGCUGAACCCCCUGCGAUGCAGGAAUCUCAGAAAGAUCACAAAUGUCAGGUUGUGCACUUAGGCAGGAAGAGCCAGGUGCACAAAUAUAAGAUGGUAAAAGGUAUAUUUCACAUAUUGUUAACUAACUUUGUGUCCUCUUGUGAAAUUUUGAAAUCAGUUUUCUGAAGGGUAUUUUAGUAAUCAUUGUAAUUUUUAAUAAGUUUCUGUUUUAUUAUUAUAUGCUGGUAUUUCAAGAGUUAAUUUUAUUGUGUAUUAUUAAAUUCUAAUACAUGAUUGAAUGUUACUUUGUUUAUUUUAAAGUUAUGUUUUUAUUAUGAUUUUGUAUUUCACCAGAUUAUUCUAAGGUGUGUGCACUUUGUUGUAUAUUUUGUGGUUGUAAACUGCCUUGUGUUUAGUAAUAUAGAAAGGUGGUAUACAUAUUAAAGGUGAAAUGAAAAUGAAAUGAGCACAAUGAGGCAGCUUAAAAAGUAUUGAGACCUAUUCCUUUGGCUGAUCCCCCCCCCAAAGCUGAGCCAACUAUUUUUUUUAAUGUAUGUAUUUUUUAAUGGAUGAAUAUUGAUUCUUACGUCUAGACAUCUUGCGGAAUUCUAGGUGGAAAAUCAAAAUUUUGUUUCCUAAAUCAAUCAUUAUUUCCCUUCCAGCCUUAUUUCUGUCUCUGACCUCCAGUCUCAACAGCGGAUGCCUUGCUGCAGUCAUCUAACCUGGAGCUCCGAUGAAUUCAGGGAAUGGGUUCGCCAAGGUGAAGGCGUCUUGUCUAACCAGAGAAGGUUGCAGCGGACACACUUGAUACUCGUGGGCUACUUGACGGAUGAAAGACUUGGGGAGAAAGAGAAGUUGGUGGAUGGUAGUUUGUAUGUGCGAGACAACACUGGCGAGUUGCCCUGCACGGUACGGCUUGAGGACGGCCUUCUCUUUUGCUUUCUAACACUGUUUCUAACAAACAGAGAUGCGGGUGGCGCUGGGGUCUAAGCCACUGAGCCUUUUGGGCUUGCCGAUCUGAAGGUCGGCGGUUCAAAUCCCCACGACGGGGUGAGCUCCCGUUGCACUGUCCCAACUCCUGCCAACCUAGCAGUUUGAAAGCACACCAGAGCAAGUAGAUAAAUAGGUACUGCUGCGGCGGAAAGGUAAACGCCGUUUCCGUGCGCUUUGGCUUUUGUCGCGGUGUCCCAUUGCGCCAGAAGCGGUUUAAUCAUGCUGACCACAUGACCCGGAAAGCUGUCUGUGGACAAACGCCGGCUCCCUCAGCCUGAAAGUGAAAUGAGCGCCGCAACCCCAUAGUCGCCUUUGACUGGACUUAACCAUCCAGGGGUCCUUUACCUUUACCUAUUCAAAGUACCAAUUUCAUAGAAAAUGUGUUCCUAAUAGAGUCUCUUUCUCUCUUCGGUUCAGCUCCUGCGUUUUAAGCUUGAGUGGCUAGGGUGUCUGUUGCUGUUUCCCAGCUGGAUAUAUAUCCCCAAAGCAGGCAAGAGCACAGCUGGGUAUUUGGAGAUCAUGCAAGACCCAAUCCAAGUGAUGCCUGGUCCAGAGAAAACUCUUGAUAUCCUCCCUGUUUUCUACCCGAGACAAGCUGCACAGCUGCUCAAUGCCAGGUAAAGGUUCAGUGUUGCCUGUCAAAUACUCCCAGCAGCCAUGAUUGUUAGACCGGUUGUUGUCUUCCACCAAGGGAGCAAGCUGUCUGAGAAAAUGAAUACAGUCGUAACUUGGAUCCCAAAUGCCUUGGUACUUGGACGUUUUGGGUCCCGAAUGCCGCAAACCUGGAAGUGACUGUUCCGGUUUGCGACCUAUUUUUGAAAGCUGAAUGUCCGACGGAGUUUCCUGCAGCUGAUCAGAAGCCGCGCUUUGGUUUCCGAAUGUUUUGGAAGUCGAACAGACUUCCGGAAUGGAUUCCAUUUGACUUCCGAGGUAUGACUCGGAAUAUGAUGUUCCACAAGCUUCUGUUGGAGUGGUGAAUUACUUGGCUUAAGUAAAGACAAGUCAUUCAAGCUUGUAACGUAAAUUAUUUUCCUGCCUUUGGCAGAACGUAACCUAGACAAGGAUGGUCUAGCCAGAUUUGUUGCUGCUGUUGCAGUUUUCUGUUUAUAUAGGUAGACCCACCUUGGUAUGAUCUCCUUUUUUUUUUAGGCCACAAUAUAAGGAGAUCGCAAAGCUGAAUGUGGCAGGUGAACUGUGUAGGCUGAGCACUAUUCUCUACAUCCACCAAAAUACCUUCUUUUUCAUCUUCCUGAAGUGCUUUAGUUCAGCUACGUGUAUUCCGGUAUUUGUGCAGGUAAGCUGUCCCAGAAAAUUCACUGUUACAUCUGUACUGUAGCUCAGCCAAGCUGAGUCAGAGCAAUAUUUCUUUUCCACGUUUCAAAAUACAGUUGUACCUCGGGUUACAUACGCGUCAGGUUACAUACGCUUCAGGUUACAGCCUCCGCUAACCCAGAAAUAUUACCUUGGGUUAAGAACUUUGCUUUACGAUGAGAACAGAAAUCGUGCUCCAGCGGGGCGGUGGCAGCAGGUGGCCCCAUUAGCCAAAGUGGUGCUUCAGGUUAAGAACAGUUUCAGGUUAAGAAUGGACCUCCGGAACGAAUUAAGUUCUUAACCCGAGGUACCACUGUAUUGCCUCUACACUAAGAGUCCAUAUUGCAAUAUAUUCAUUAUGUAGGAGGUCACAUUCACAAUGUAAAGUUACAGUCGUACCCUGGUUUUCGAACAGCUUAGUCCUCAAACGUUUUGGCUCCUGAACGUCGCAAACCCAGAAGUGACUGUUCCAGUUUGUGAACUAUUUUUGGAAGCCGAAGGUCCAACGGGGCUUCCACAGCUUCCGAUUGGCUGCAGGAGCUUCCUGCAGCCAAUCAGAAGCCGCGCUUUGGUUUCCGAACAUUUUGGAAGUCGAACAGACUUCUGGAAUGGAUUCCAUUUGACUUCCAAGGUACAACUGUACUAGGUAGCAUAGUCCAGGGUUCAAAUCUCCCAUUGUUCCAGGCGCAUUUUGCGACAAUGAAAUUCAUUAGUGCAAGCAGUUUCUGAGCUCUGGGCACAGUACUGUGACAAAGAUUUCAGACUAAAGCUGCAGAGUAGAAGGAAAGGAGGACCUUUUUUUGCCUCCCCACUUCCAGCUACGCUCUCAAGACUGGAGAAGAGGCCUUCUUAAGAAUAUUAGGGGGGUGGGCAGGGGAAGGACUAGACCAUGUGAAAAGUGAACAUAAUAUUUUAGCUGCAGCUCAUUCAUUUUCAGCUUUGUAUUCUUGUUAUAAAAAAGUGCACCUAGACAUUUUGUUGUUGCGCCCAUAACCUAGGUUUAAGGUGCCAUUUAGCUCCUGGCUUCCAUAUCUCAGUUUCUAACACUGGUGCAGUCAUCUUAGAGGUGCUGUGUAACUGCCGUGACCCAUAAAUACCAGCUGAGAUGCAUCGCAGCUAGUUUUGAGGCUGGUGGAUAAGGCUGUUGUUGGAAGAAUAUAUUUCUGGAGAGUGUGCUGAAUUCUGACUCACCUUCUGGUUUUUCUGUCCUAGAGAUCUUCCCAGUUGGUUUGGCAUCACGUGCUACAGCUUGGGCAGCGGUAUGUCCUCACUGCUCUUAAAACAGCUUGCCUUAAAGCUUCUGGAUUGAGGGUAUUCAUCACCAGCUCCUCCUCACACCUUCUACCUUACUGUACGGAACGAGUGAAGGAGCAAUCUUUGGACAGUACUUCAGAAGGAAGUCCAACUGUGUCUGUUUCCACCAAGGCCUGUGAGCAGCUGAGCAGCUCUUUGGAGUUGGAGGAGGAAGCAAAGACGGUGGUUCCAGCUCGGAAGUCCCAGAUGAUCUCCUAUGCAGUAAGCAAGCAGUAUCUCCUGCACAGAGAGAACCUCACCCUGAAAUUGUUCCUCUACCAUGGGAUUCAAGAAGGUGUCUUUGGAUUUCUCCAGAACAGGGCACAUCGUUAGUAAUGUUUCCUUUCUCUGUUCCUUUUCCAGGGCACUAUCACCCAGGUACUAAAUGCCCAAGCUGGGCUCUAUGAACUGGACAACAAGUUCACUCUGUGCCUUGCUUAUCAGCAGAUGUUGAAUUAUGGCCGUGGGCUCCGACCAGGAGCAGGUGUAGAGGUGAGACUAAGGUCCUAGAGUUGGCGCUUUAAGAAGAAGUAGGGUUGGGUGACAUCACCUAGAGCAGUGUUUCCCAACCUUGGGUCUCCAGCGGUUUUCGGACUACAAUUCCCAUCAUCCCUGACCACUGGUCUUGCUAGCUAGGGAUGAUGGGAGUUGUAGUCCAAAAACAGUUGAAGACCCAAGGUUGGGAAACACUGACUUGGAGACAUCACCUUGACAACAAAGGUCCGUAUAGUUAAAGCUAUGGUUUUCCCAGUAGUGAUGUAUGGAAGUGAGAGCUGGACCAUAAAGAAGGCUGAUCGCCGAAGAAUUGAUGCUUUUGAAUUCUGGUGCUGGAGGAGACUCUUGAGAGUUCCAUGGACUGCAAGAAGAUCCAACCUCUCCGUUCUGAAGGAAAUCAGCCCUAAGUGCUCACUGGAAGGACAGAUCCUGAAGCUGGGGCUCCAAGACUUUGGCCACCUCAUGAGAAGUGAAGACUUCCUGGAAAAGACCCUGAUGUUGGGAAAGAUGGAGGGCACAAGGAGAAGGGGACGACAGAGGACGAGAUGGUUGGACAGUGUUCUCGAAGCCACCAGCAUGAGUUUGACCAAACUGCGGGAGGCAGUGGAAGACAGGAGUGCCUGGCGUGCUCUGGUCCAGGGGGUCACGAAGAGUCAGACACGACUAAAUGACUAAACAACAAGGGUUGGGUGAUAUCUGGUUUUCAACAUCAUGAAUAUAUCACAGCUAAAUACUACGAUAUGCUGAUAUAUCGCAAUGUCUGACUCUGGCAUAUAUCUCAACUGCUUCUUCCUCCCAACCUUAGAAAAGGAAAAAGCAGCUGAGACACAUCGCUCAACCCUGCUGCGCAAGCCCCCAUGCUGCUCUAGCUCACAUGAGCUGGGAAGGGACCAGGGCUUUGUUGAACUCAGCUGGGGGUGGGAAGCAAGCCCCUAUGCUGCUGGGGCUCACACGAGCCAAAGGGGCAGGGAGCAAGAUUUUAAGCAAUCUUGCUUAAAAUGUAUAUAGGAAGUGCAGUGUAAGUGAUGGAAGUCAAUGAAAUUGUAUUAAUAUUUUCAUAUUGAGAUAUUUGUAGAAUAAAUUAGGAAGAAAUUCUUCCAACUUUUUUUCUUCUUCUUUUUUCCUCUUUUGUUCCUUUUUCAUGUAUACAGUGGUACCUCGGGUUAAGUACUUUAUUCGUUCCGGAGGUCCAUACUUAACCUGAAACUGUUCUUAACCUGAAGCACCACUUUAGCUAAUGGGGCCUCCUGCUGCUGCUGCCCGAUUCUUGUUCUCAUCCUGAAGCAAAGUUCUUAACCUGAGGUACUAUUUCUGGGUUAGCGGAGUCUGUAACCUGAAGCAUAUGUAACCCGAGGUACCACUGUAUGUGCUUAUUUGAAGUGUAUAUGUGUGUAUUUGCAUUUGCAUUUGUUUUGCUUAUAUUUUGUAACAAUUCUGUUAAAUAAAAUUUAUUUAUAAAAAAACCAAAAACAAAGGGGCAGGGAGCUUCCUCAAAGGCGCUGACAGGAACAUUCUUAGGCUCCGCCUGCCUGUCUGCGCUGUUGCUCUCUGCAGGCAAUUUGAGCCUUCUCAAAUUGUCUGAAACCGGUAUCAUGGGCUGAAAGCCAUACAAGUUUCAGACAAUUUAUAAAUAUAUCGCCCAGCUCUAAUGAUGGAGUCUGGCCUAGCCAUUGCCCACCCCUCAAAGGCAGCACAGCCAAGAGCAAGAACCAAGAGCUGCCAGAGCCCGAUUUCUGUUCUCAUCCUGAAGCAAAGUUCUUAACCUGAGGUACUAUUUCUGGGUUAGUGGAGUCUGUAACCUGAAGCGUAUGUAACCCGAGGUACCACUGUAAUGUUUGACUGGUGGGAUAUUGGGUGAAAUCAUUUGGUCUUUUUUAUGGAAACUGCAGUACAGUGGUACCUCGGGUUACAGACGCUUCAGGUUACAGACUCCGCUAACCCAGAAAUAGUGCUUCAGGUUAAGAACUUUGCUUCAGGAUGAGAACAGAAAUCGUGCAGUGGGAGGCCCCAUUAGCUAAAGUGGUGCUUCAGGUUAAGAACAGUUUCAGGUUAAGAACGGACCUCCAGAACGAAUUAAGUACUUAACCCGAGGUACCACUGUAGCUUUCAGAACUCACUGUUUCCUUGAUGCUGAUCUGUCCGCUUGUCUUACAGCUCCAAGACGUCCACCUUGUGCAGAAGCCCUUGGCUGCCUCGCCUUCCGUCCUUGGAGCUUGCCUGCGCAGCGUGGUUGUGCUGAAGAGCUUUUCGCCGUGCAGCACGUUAUACCAGCCUGUAGCCUUAUUUGGGAAUUUUUAUAUUCAGCUGCUUUUGCGUUUCAAUUUGAGCCUGCCGCUCUAUAUCUGGCUGGUCAGCUUGCUAGAGACCUUUGAGCAGAGGUGAGUGAAGUGUAGGUGGGUCCCCACCAGGCAAGACGCAGCGAUCACAGCAAGAACCUUUUUUGAACUACAUCACUGGGAAACGGGCAAAGCAACUGUUUAUAUACAUUCACGGUGUGUCAAGUGUGGAGAAAAUUUCCAGAAUGGUAGGCAUUAAACAGCAAAUAAUUCUUGCCCUUUUAUGCCUUGUGGACCCAGAGCAUUAGCACAAAAUCCCAUUGAUGCCAGUAUUUGUGCUGUAAAAAACUUAGAUGUAGGCAUUUGGGUGAUGACAAGACUCCUUCAUUUUCUUCCUGUAAAAUAUUUUGUGUGUGUGUGUGUGUGUGUGUGUGAGAGAGAGAGAGAGAGAGAGAGAGAGAGAGGUGUGCACAGUCCACAAGAUUUGAUUUGCAUCUGCAGCUUUGGGAAGCAGCCUGAGACAUUUCAGAGCUGUCCUGUUCCUUUUCAAUUCCAUGUAUUAUUCUGGACCAAAUUAGAUCGUUUUAAAAAUAAGUUGUAUUUGCCUCUCACUGUCUUAAAAGCUUAUAACAGAUUAAAACUCUGACCCAACCCCUGGUAAUUUUACAUACUGUAGAAGAUGGCAGUUAAUAACAUAGUAAUGAAGAACUUGAGACCAAAGUGGGAGGGUAACAAAGGACUUCGAUCACAGAAGGUAUAAAAUGUCCCAUUGUGUGGGAAUAUCUUAGACUGACCUUUUCUUGGAUGUGUACAUUCACAUCCCAUAUCCUUUUCCCUUACUGUUGUCUCGGCUUGUUCUGUGCUUCCUUCCUACUAUCUCCACCUGUUGUUUGCAUUUCCCCCUUCCUGGAGUUUUUAUUUGAGGGUUGCUUGAACCUGGCAGGCGCUAAUGCAUCCAUAAUUCCUCCUAGGUUUUGUAUCCUUCCGCACCAGCAGUCCUUGCACUGCCUUACCCACCAAGCCCAGGCAGCAGCAGAGAAGUUUAUUGUUCCUAUUCUGAAUGUUCUGGUGCCGCUCGGAAAAGAAGAGAGAAAUAUCCAUCAAGAGAUUCUGGCGGAAGAGCACCACUGCCCCCUGCAGCAGGUAACUCUACUCCUGACUGUGCAGGGACGCGGGUGGUGCUGUGAUCUAAACCACUGGGCCUCUUGGGCUUGCCAAUCGGAAGGUCGGUGGUUCGAAUCCCCGUGACAGAGUGAGCAUCACACCCCAUGGUCUAAUUCUUCUGGACUUAACUGUCCAGGGGUCCUUUACCUUUAGCUCCAUGAAUGGAGGACUUGCUAGUAAUGUUGAGAGGAUGUCUAAACCGAUCGGAAGGUCAGCGGUUCGAAUCCCCGCAACGGAGCGAGCUUCCGUUGCUCUGUCCCAGCUCCUGCCAACCUAGCAGUUUGAAAGCACGCCAGUGCAAGUAGAUAGAUAGGUACCGCUCUGGCGGGAAGGUAAACAGUGUUUCUGUGCGCUCUGGUUUCCGUCACGGUGUCCCGUUGCACCAGAAGCGGUUUAGUCCUGCUGGCCACAUGACCCGGAAAGCUGUCUGUGGACAAAUGCCGGCUCCCUUGGCCUGAAAGCGAGAUGAGCGCCACAACCCCAUAGUCCCCUUUGACUGGACUUAACCGUCCAGGGGUCCUUUACCUUUUCUUUCUCCUGAUUGUAGCCCCGAGUGCUUCCGUCUCUUCCUGGAGAUAGAGGAUAAUUUGACGCUCUCAAUCCUUUCCUAGUAUCAGAUUUUGGAGCCGCCAUGUCAGAUUCCGCCUUUCUCUCUGCUGUCUGCCAUGGCUGAGAAGAAGGGCUGGGAAAGCCUCAGUCCCCUGCAACAACUGAACUCAGCCCCCGAGCUCUGCAACGUAAUCGCCGAGGAGCUGAAUCGCAGAUUGGCCUGGUCCUACUCCAGUUUCUCUGCUGAGAGCUUUCAGCCUCGGAUGGUAAGUGCUAAAUUCAGCAUCCUAAAAGCAGCAACGUUCCUGAACUUGCUGGGGGUUGAACUGGAUGACCCUCUGUCAGGGACCGUGCUGAGGAAGGCUGCACUGAGGAGAAAUGGUGGGAGCCAUCCCCUCCCUCUGCUCCUGAAUCUUCCCAGGAGCAGGAGGACAAUAUAGAUUUGGAACAGUGGUUUGCAGAGGGGCUUAGUUCAGACGGCGGAAGUUGGGAAUAACUGGAUGGGGAGCGGCUAGGAGAAGAAACACUGGAAGGAGCGUCUCCACCCCCAUCGUUCUACCCAGACACAGGUCCAGUGCCGAGGGCCUUCUGGUGGUUCCCUCACUGCAAGAAGCCAGUUACAGGGAACCAGGCAGAGGGCCUUCUCGGUAGUGGCGCCUGCCCUGUGGAACACCCUCCCACCAGAUGUCAAGGAGAUAAACAACUACCAGACUUUUAGAAGACAUCUGAAGGCAACCCUGUUUAGGGAAGCUUUUAAUGUUUAAUGUAUUAUGGUAUUUUAAUAUUUUGUUGGAAGCCGCCUAGAGUGGCUGGGGAAGCCCAGCCAGAUGGGCGGGGUAUAAAUGAUAAAUAAUAAUAAUAAUUAUUAAAAGAGGGGUUUACAGAUUUAUAGUCGUUGGACAGUAUUCCUCCAGCACCCUCCCCCAGGUUGAGAAGAGCUCAGAAACUCUCAGAACAGAAAGCGCAGAGGGUACAAGCUCAGAUUACAAGAUGUAGGAGUGACGUAGAUCAAUAGAGACGGAAGGGGUGUAAGCCUUAAUUGGGAGCACCACCAUUCUGGGUAGAUGCUUUCUUUUGUCCUUUGCUGUGUUUAUUAAAGAGACUAACUGGUAAUAAUUCCCUUUCAUUUGAUCUGCUCACUAACAGCCAUGGGGGAGGAAGCCAAUUCCCUGAAGCGUGACACCCUCAGGGGUCCCUUCCAACUCUACAAUCUGCAAUCCUGUGAUUUUAAGGGCUUUGCACACUCCCAUCGUGUUAUACAAAUGCUUAUUAUUUCAUUACAAAGAGAUCCCUGGAAAAUGUGUGGGAGUAGCAUCAUUUAAUCAUUAUGACUCGUCCGUGUUCUUUACCCUUUCCUUUCCUUUUCUCUUUUUUGGGUGGGUAGGUGUUGCUUGGGUGGCUGGACUCUUCCAGCAGUGGCUCCCUCAAGUUACAAGACAGAAGCAAAGCAGUCCCUUGUAUAAUAUUCCACAAAGAUGGCCGGCCAUUUGCUGAUACGUCUUUAGUAGGUGUGUCCAUCCUAUAUUGAUUCUGUGAUUUGAGUGCUCUUAAAAACCAACAAUAUGAUGCUGGCUCUUAGGACUUAGAAAAUUAUUACACAGCUUUGAUUUUAAGAGGAUAGCUUUCUUCAAAAGAAACCAUUGUAUUGGACCUUUAAACAAAAACCCUGGGAAGAUAGAUUAGCACAUAGUAAGAACAUAGUAUAGUAUUCUAAACAAAUUUCCAAAAUACAAUACUAAGACAGCUUUUACAUUUGAACAAAAUUGCCAAAAUAGAUUGUUACACAUCACGAUAAAAAGGUCUGACACCUGACAAGGAAACCAAAUAGCCUGUUCUUAGCCAUGCAAUCUUCAUCAACCAAGUCAAGAAAAUGCAUUUUUUUUAAACCAGCUUUGUAUAAAUUAAGAAGCACGGAAACAAAUAUUUGCAAUUCCUCAGACUUCAGAAAGGGGUGAAAUAAUGUUGCCUUUAAUUCUAAAAGGGCUCUUGAUUAUCUGUGGUUUAAUCUUGCUUUGGGUUCUAUAUCUGGAGAAGGCCUGAGCAACAUUAGGGACAAACAUAUUGUAACUUGUAACUAGCCUUUAUUGGCAUACGUUAAAACAGUAAAAUCAUAAAAUCAUACAAAGUCAUCCAAAUAGAUUGAUAAUCCAAGCACAUACAGUAUAUAAAAGACUAAAUAACCACCACUGAAUAAAUCAGGUAACUUUAGAUUUAGCUUUAAAGAUCUCGGCUAAGUACCCUGAAACAAUCUUGGUAGUUUUGGGAGUAUCAUCCCUCACCAAAUAUUGGAGUGUAAGUUGAUAUUUUCAGUUGUAAGGGAGUCGCCAGGAGAACUCUGCAAUGUAUAACCUGCUGCUGCUGUGGUUUGUGGGGCAGCGGGAAAAGGGGCUUUCCAAUUCUUGCUAAAUUUCUGAUGCUGCUGAGGGCUCUAGCUUGGAGAAAGAUCUUAUUUUAUCUUGCCCUCCAGCCUGCCUGCCCCUUCCCAUACAGUGGCACCUCGGGUUACAUACGCUUCAGGUUACAGACUCCGCCAACCCAGAAAUAGUACCUCGGGUUAAGAACUUUGCUUCAGGAUAAGAACAGAAAUCGUGCAGCAGCAGGAGGCCCCAUUAGCUAAAGUGGUGCUUCAGGUUAAGAACGGACCUCCGGUUUCAGGUUUCAGGUUAAGAACGGACCUCCGGAACGAAUGAAGUACUUAACCCGAGGUACCACUAUAAUUGGAGUCCCCCUCAUCCCUAUUUUACCUUCAUAAACAGAUUGCUAACUUUGUCUCAAGUGACUACAGAUGGAAAUGCCCUGGUGUCCGGACUACUUUGUGCUCAAAGGCGGAUUCUCAAAGCUAAGCCAGAUUUCUCAGUCUCUGCCCCUGGAAUGUACUGGGUCAGAUAAGGAUGAGUUUGUGUUUUGAGAAGAAGAGAUUUGGCACAGAGAGUAGAAUGACUUGCUUUAGAUUUGAGGACCAAGCCUUCGGCAAGCACCUCCAUCUGCUUCACAGUUAAGACUUUUUAUUUAGCCAGCUUUGCUUAACUGUUGGUGUGGUGUCUAUUUCUGUUGUUCUUGUUUGUUUACUGCAGGGUGCCUCCUGCAGGUAGAAAUAUUUCAGUUUGUAAUCGAGCAAUUCCUUCGAAGUGAUUUCCCUUCCUGGCAGCAGCUGGGGUCACAAGAGCACAUAAAGGAGAAGAAAACAAGGCAAGUCUCCACAAGCUGGUCUCCGACCGUAAUAAUAAAUAAAUAAAUAAAUAAAUAAAUAAAGUUUUUAUUUAUACCCCGCCUUCCCCAGCCAAGGCCGGGCUCAGGGCGGCUAACAAGAAAUAAUAAUAACAAGUUGAAUCAAUACAACUUAAGAACAAGAUUAAAAUACAACAUUAAAAUACUGAAACAUUAAAAUAUUAGCCCAAAUGCAUAGGGGAGGGGAGGAAAUAGUCUAGACUAGACUCCCCCAAAUAUAUGGGAAGGGAAAGGGGGGCAAAGCUAAUAAUUAUUAUUAUUAAGGCAAGUCUCCCCCUUUCUCUGAGCCCCCGAAAGAUUGAGACCAUGGCAGGGCCUCAGAGUGGUACAAAGCACACAGGUGGAAGGUUCUAAUAUAGAAGGUUCUCCUCAAGCGGUGGAGGAGGAAGAAGAGAAGAAGAGUUUGGAUUUGAUAUCCCGCUUUAUCAUUGCCCUAAGGAGUCUCCAAGCGGCGAACAUUCUCCUUUCCCUUCCUCCCCCACAACAAACACUCUGUGGGGUGAGUGAGUAACUCAGUAAACCUUCUGCUUCCCCCAAGGCUGUGGAUAGCCCUUUUCUCAUGCACGGAUAGUGUUAGGAUUCUGCCAGUGGCUCCUGGCUGGUUGCCCAGAAAGUAUAAAGACAAGGAAGGUUUCUUACCAUCUUUUUUUAAUUCAGUAACUAGAGAGAGAAGCUAUAGAACCCAGCCUCUUGGAUAAUGGCAUUAUCCCGAGUGAAUCUCCACCCCCCCCAUCUCUCCCACUUCCCCAUUCAUCACUUCUACGGGAGCUGCUAUGUGUCCUCUUUCUUUGAGCUCCUUGCUCUCCUACUUUCAAGGCUUGCUGGGUUUUGGGAGAUGGAGGGUCUGGAAUACUUUCUAAAGACACAGUGUCCUUCGGCUGUCGCCCCUCUGCGGCUUCCUCCUCCUCCUUUCCCAUUAUUUCCCAACUUUCCCCCUCAUCUGCCUCUGAGCUGUGACCUCCCGUAAACCCCUGUUGUAAAUCUAAACUGUCUUCCACUUCCUCCUCCCUGGAAGGGUCAGGGAGGGGACGUAGUCUCUACCAUUCCUCCUCUGCCCCUGACAGAUACAGUGGUUCCUUGGCUUUCAAACAGAAUUCAUUCUGGGAGUCCAUUCGAUUCCCGGAACUGUUCAAAAACCAAAGCGUAGCUUCUGGUUUUCUGUAGGAGUGUCCUGCAGCCAAUCGGAAGUUGCGCCGGACGUUUGGCUUCCGAAAAUCAUUCAGAAACUGGAGCACUAACUUCCAGCUUUUGAUCGUUCAGGAGCCGAUUUGUUCAGGAGCCAAGCCAUUCAGCUUCCGAGGUACGACUGUAGUGUCCUUUUGGUAAAUAAUGGCACAGUCUUGGAGUUUGCUGCUCUUCUGCCCAUAGGGCAUUUAUAGCAGCUUCACAGCAUAAGAAAUGCAAACAAAGAAAAAAUUACCUCCUGGGAAGUGGGCAUAUACUCACAGCUAUGUUUACAGUGGUACCUUGGUUCUCAAACGCCUUGGUACUCAAACAACUUGGAACCCAAACACUGCAAACCCAGAAGUAAGUGUUCCGGUUUGCGAACCUUUUUCGGAAGCAGAACGUGCUCCGUUUUGAGAGUUAUACUUCCUUUUUGAGUGCCACACUUCCAUUUUGAGUGUUACGAUGAGGUCUGUCUGUUUUUGCUAUUUAUGUUGGGGUUUUUUGUUUUUGUGGCUCUUUUUGUUUCAUUUUUGUGACUGUGUGGAACCCAGUUCAGCUACUAAAUGAUUGAUUGUGUGACUGCAGUACAUUGUUUAUUGCUGUCAUUUUAUGGAUCCAUGGUCUCGUUAGAUAGUGAACUUCAUGUUAAAUUGCUGUUUUUAAAAAUCUGGAACAGAUUAAGCAAUUUUGCAUUACUUUCUAUGGGAAAGCGCACCUUGGUUUUGGAACGCUUUGGUUUUGGAACAGACUUCUGGAAUGGAUUAAGUUUGAAAACCAAGGUCCCAUUGUAUUUAUUUUUGUAAAUAAUGGGCUUGAGCUGUACUCACCCCUCUUCUCUGCUCUCCUCCAAGGCCUUGCGUACAGUUUUGUUUUGAGGAUGUGGAGAUCCUUUAUACUCCCGAAAAGAGAGCCUCCGAGGGUCGCCGAGUGAAUGAAAGGACCUCUUCUCACGCAGAAGGCGAUGGCUCCAAAGCCGCUGAGCCAAGAUCGCAAGAGGGGAGAAUAUCCGGCGCAGGAAGGGCAGAGUCGGGCGCCAGCACCGCAGAGCCUUCCCAGGGCAGUGCUGUGGAAGCGGCCUGCGUGUCCCGCCUGUUCCUCGUGACGCAGAAAGAGGGGCUCGUCUGGCGCAACUAUCUGCCGACUUCCGGAGACGGGGGCAAAGGCGGCCGCUCAGCGCAACUCUGCUUUCAAGCCACAGUGGUAUGGAUGGGCAGCCCUGAACUGUGCAAGAAUCUUGGAGAAACCGGGUGCCGGCAAGAGUUUACCACUUUCGCUCUGCAAGAGACCAGUGAAGCCCAGCAGAAAGUAAGACAGGCGAGGGGGCAAGGGAUGUUUUCAGAAUCCUCUCCGGGGUUGGAGUGGAGGUAGCUGGGUUGACUUUUGAAAUAAGUGCUGCUUCCUGCAUUGUUCCUCUACUGAUGUAUAUUGCAUUUCCAGCGUUCUGCAGCUGGUUUUACCGUAUUUUUCGCUCCAUAAGACACACUUUUUCCCUCCUAAAAUGCAAGGGAAAAUGUGUGUGUGUCCUAUGGAGCGAAUGCAGGGGGGAGGCAGGCGGGAAAAGCUCCCAAGAGCGCUCUUGCGGGCUUUUCCACAGGAGGGAGAAGGGACUGACUGGCUGCAUCAGUCCCUUCUCCCACCUCCCAGAAAAGCCAGGAGAAGCCGCGCGGCCCCUUUAAAGAGCACACGGCUUUCGCUGAAGCCUGGAGAGCGAGAGGCGUCGGUGCGCACUGACCCCUCUCGCUCUCCAGGAUUCAGGGAUAGCCCCGCGCAGCCCCUCUGGCAGGGAGAGGCUGCACGGGGCUAUGGCUAUUAGCCCCUCUCCCACUCGCUGCCUUGGCUUGUGCCAUAGCCGUGCGCAACCCCUCCGGAAGGGAGACGUUGCGCAGCCUGUACGCUGCUCUUUGGGGUGGGGGGGGGGGGAAAUAAGAUUUUUUUUCUUGAUUUCCCCCCCUAAAAACUAGGUGCGUCCUAUGGUCCGGUGCGCCCUAUGGAGCGAAAAAUACAGUAAUUCUCAUGUUCUCUCAAAUGAUCACCUGUGCUGCAGGGAAGCCAAUUCUGUUGCUUCUUAAUGUGUUUUGCCUUUACAUUUAAAAUUGGCUUUCUUCUCUUACCGGCCUCUCUUUUUUUCCUUUAUUAAAAAAUUCCCUCACUUCAGCUGUUGCUCCUGUUCCUGAGGAAAUCGCUCCGGUGGUUUCCCUUCCUGCACCCGGAUCACCUGUACCAGCUCACCAUCCCCCAGUGCACGGUAAGGAAGAAAAACGGCUCCGGCUCCAACCCAUUCCUGGAAACCUCACAAGAGACCUCCCAGUCAUUUCUGGGGUUCUUUGAUUUCCUGUGAUCAAAAUGCUUGUCCUUUGCUGGAGGCUUGUUUAUGCUGCAACAAUCUGGCGUCUCUUCCUUGUUUGCUCUGCUAAAUUGUCAGUCUGUAGUUCAUAGAUUUGCUCUUGUUUGUGACCCUGUUCUUUCUGAGUCAGUAUUUACCUGUGCCUUAACAGAAACACUUUCACUUGAUUUGCUACUUUCCCCAAAGGAUCUAUUACCUUUUCUUGUCCAUUCUUCACAUACUUCUAGGCUUGGGGACGGAUGUGGGUCUCCUCUCCCCUCUACCCAGAGGAUAUAACUGAUUGGGUGGCAUAUAAAUGCCAAGUUCAUGUUCCUGCAUUGCAGGGGGUUGGAAUAUAGGACCUUUAGGGGUCCUUCCAACUACCAGUACAGUGGUACCUCUGGUUAUGUACUUAAUUCGUUCUGGAGGUCCGUUCUUAACCUGAACCUGUUCUUAACCUGAGGACCACUUUAGCUAAUGGGGCCUCCUGCUGCUGCCACGCCACCGGAACACGAUUUCUGUUCUCAUCCUGAAGCAAAGUUCUUAACCCGAGGUAAUAUUUCUGGGUUAGCGGAGUCUGUAACCUGAAGUGUAUGUAACCUGAAGCGUAUGUAACCCAGGGUACCACUGUACAGUCAUACCUCGGGUUACAGCUGCUUCAGGUUGCAUUUUUUCAGGUUACGGACGGCUGAAACCCAAAGUACCGGAACGGGUUACUUCUGGGUUUCAGCGGUUGCGCAUGUGCAGAAGCGCUAAAUUGCACUUUGCGCAUGCACAGAAGUGCCGAAUCGCAACCCAUGCGUGCCCAGACGCGGGUUGCGAACGCUGUGGGUUGCGAAUGUGCCUCCCGCACGGAUCACGUUCGCAACCCGAUCGUCCACUGUAUUCUGUUGCACAAUAUUUUUCUAUUCUGUACCACAUCCAGUGCUUUUUUUAGGUAAAAGUGCCAUGGCUGUCGGCAUAAAAUGGCUGCCAUGUGCCUCAAGAAAAAGAGGUGACAGUUCUCUUUAGUGAGUACUGUCACAGCAAGAAAAGCUCUGAGUGACUGUAUCUUUGGUGCUAUUGCUUUUGCAGGACUUGGGUGUCUUUGAUCAACUGUGCUGCUCACCAGCACAAGGAAACCUGAAUCCGCUGAGACGUUCCUUGUUUCUCCCUGUUCCAGAUGGAGCCCUCCUGCACCAUGUGGGCUGUAUUUCUCAGGUAGGCCUGUGUGUGUUGCCUCGCUGUGAGAAGUGAAGUAACAGGGAACCAAGCGGAAGGCCUUCAUGGUAAUUGCCUUGUGGAACACCCUCCCACCAGAUGUCAAGGAGAUAAAGAACUAUGCAACUUCUAGAAGACAUCUGAAGGCAACCGUGUGUCAGGAAGUUUUAAGUGUUUGACAUUGCAUUGUGUUUUUAUAAAAGAAUGUUGUUUUUCAGCUGGUUUCGACAGUGCCGCAGAUGGAUCGAAAGCUGUUUUCCAUUGCGGAGAUUCUCAGCUCCAGGUAAUCUAGCCUUCCCUCUGUUCCUAUUUGCGUGGCGAGUUCCCGCCCCCCCACCAGGAUAAAUAAAGACACCAGAGGGCUAGCCGGCAGAGAGAGGGCGAGCCCCCUCCGUGCCGGCCCUAAAUAGCCCAGGCCACGCCCCCCCAGCCAGCUGAUUGGCUGGCUGGGGGGGCACACCCGGCCGGGAUUCCCCUGUUCUCGCGGGGGCUGAAACCAGCCCCCGCUCACGUGGGGUGGGCGUGAAGCCCGCAACCCCACCUCCUGGGCAAGCCGGAAGUGGCUUUACCAAAGCUGAUAAAAGAAUCUGUGGGGAAACAUUAAAAAAAAAAAAGAUUCGCAGGGAACAACACGGCCCAGUCAACUAGUUCCUGCAAUGGGGAAUUUUUGUAUUGCUGCUGACUCUCCGCUAAAAAGAAAAUGUAAUGAUAUUCUGGCUUUUAAUGCCAACAUCUUUGGCUGUGGAUAUGAGAGAAGCUGUUUUUUGAGUACCAGUGCCUUGUAUUGAGAUGCGAGAGAGAGCUAGCUGAGGACAUGAGGUGCACACAGACCUCGUCUUAAUCUGAAGAGUAAUUUGCAUGCGCAUGGGCAGGAGGAUCAGGGAAGUGGCGCUCUCUUGAGCUCCAUACACGAGUGCCGCCUCCGUAAUGUAUGGAUUAAUGUAUGGAUGCUUUUAAACAAGACCAAAAGGGAUCAUGGUAAGAUUAAGCUCCAGAGAUGCCAGUUAACACACACGUUGCUUGAUAUUCACCAUGCGGCUGUGUCAUGUUGUGAUAGGAAUUUUGAGGUCUUAAUAUGGUAAUGUUCAUAAGCGUACUAACCAAGCACAUACAUAGAUCAGCACAGGAAGACCGACCUGGAACCAUUUUGAUUCCUAAACUGAGCAAAUGUUUUCUCUGCAAGGUCAAAGUGGGAAACCUCCCCAUUGUCUCUUUCCUCACAAAUCCUGUCUUAAGGGCACAUUUAAGAUAUGAAUAGGGUGUGAGCUGUGACCUGGCCCAGGGGCUAAGUAUUUAUCAUUACAAAAGACUGGCCAGGCUCCCCAGGAAAUCCAGUCAAGUAACCUGCCAGACAGGAGAUAAACAAUGACAGGAGAAAAACAACAUUCAAAUUUCUGUUUAGACCACCUUUUUUGUGAUGUAGGUAUGAUGUAUCUGAGGGGUGGUCUUAGGUUACACCCCUUCUGUGAUGUAUGUAUGCUGUUUCUGGGGGUGGUCUUGAUCUACAGGGUGGCAAUUUCAAAAGUCUUUAUAAGGCCUUGCACGCCAUUUUUCUGGGUCCCUCCUCUCUCCUGCGGGUGAGGGGAGCACCCUGUUGCAACAGAUCACAAAGAUCAAGCUUACGAGCUGCUUUGCUUCUCAAUAUUCUCUGGUUGGCCUCUGUUAUCUUCUCCUACCAAUAGGGAACCUAUGUAAGGACUCUAUAUGGGCUCUUGGAUAUCCCAUAAGGGAAAAGGGCAAUUUUUGUUUACAACAAUGUCCUGACCCCUUCAAUCCCAUACCUCUGCCACACACCUUUGCUUGAAUCUGCACCUCUUCUGCCUUCAGGUUCAUGUCUGGAAAUUGUUCCUUUGGAACUGGGAAGUUUCCACAGUGAUGAUGCUAUUAGGGAAGUGGUUACUGACUCAGCCUGCGCUGUUUUUUUGUGUGUGGGAUGAGGAAUAUCUGAUGCUUAGCUCCAUCUGCUGCAAUCUCUGUCUUCUCCCUGGAUGUUAAUGAAGGGUACAGUUUGGCAGUCCUUGCCUUUGUCUUGUGCCCGUCUGUCAGUUGCCUCCUUUCGUCGGCCUUUGCCUUCAGAUUUAUUCCUCUUUCUUCUCUUGUCAAAGAACUUGCCCUUCUAAUGGCGUUGAUUUGCUGCCUCUAGUUUUGCUUCCGUUUUCCCCGCCCCAGUUUUGACCAUAGAUGUACCAAGUAGAUACCACUUCGGUGUUUGCUACCCUGGACUACUUUGGGAAGAAAGGCAGGAUAGGAAUUUAAUCAAUAAAUCCUGCUCUUGCUCAACAUGAUGCCCCCUCAGGAGCCAUAAUUUUUUCCCGUUGAAGCAUCUCUCCUAUUGAGACAUGCUGACACUCCAGGUGCUUUAAUAAUAAUAAUAAUAAUAAUAAUAAUAAUUUAUUCCCCGCCCAUCUGUGGCUGAGUUUCCCCAGCCACUCUAGGUGGCUCCCAACAGAAUAUUAAAAACAAGAUAAAACAUUAAACAUUAAAAACUUCCCUAAACAGGGCUGCCUUCAGAUGUCUUCUAAAAGUCAGAUACCGUAUUUUUCACCCUAUAGGACGCACCGUCCCAUAAGGCGCACCUAGUUUUUUGGGGGGGAAAUAAAGGGAAAAAAAUUAUUUCCCCUCCAGGCGUGGGGCUGGGGCGGGGUAAGCCUGAGCUUCCCCCGUCCCAGCCCCCCCAAACAGGCAGCUCUCUGCAAGCCGUGGGAGUCCAGCGCUGGCUCCCGCUGCUUGCUGAGAGGUCCGCGAAGCCUGGACGCGCUGAGCUCGGCGCGCGCAGGCUUCAGCAUGCAGGCAACUCUCCGCAAGCAGUGGGAGCGCUCACGCUGCUUGCGAAGAGGUCAGCGAAGCCUGGAGAGCAGAGGGGUCGGUGCGCACCGACCCCUCUCGCUCUCCAGGCUUCAGCGAAAGCCUGCAUUCGCCCCAGAGGACGCACACACAUUUCCCCUUCAUUUUUGGAGGGGAAAAAGUGCGUCCUAUAGGGCGAAAAAUACGGUAGUUGUUUAUUGCUUUGACAUCUGCUGGGAGGGCGUUCCACAGGGCAGGCGCCACCACCGAGAAGGCCCUCUGCCUGGUUCCCUGUAACCUCACUUCUCGCAGUAAGGGAACCGCCAGAAGGCCCUCAGCGCUGGACCUCAGUGUCUGGGCUGAACAAUGUGGGUGGAGACGCUCCUUCAGGUAUACUGGGCCGAGGCCCUUUAGGGCUUGAAAGGUCAGCACCAACACUCGGAAACGUACUGGGAGUCAAAGUAGGUCUUUCAGGACCAAUGUUCUAUGGUCACUUUAAGAGUACAAACAUAUUGGGUUGAGAAUCUGGCCGUUCCCAGAGAUGGAAAGAAGAUAAAGUCCCUACUAGAGAAGAAUGGCAGAUUAAGUUGAUAGACUAUGCCGAAAUGGCAAAAAUGACCGGAAGAAUCAGAAAUCAGGAGGGCCAAAACAUUAAUAAGGAAUGGAGAAAAUUUAUAAUUUACCUUAAAACCCAUUGUAAACAGUUAAAAUUCUUAGUGCUAUUGCAAUAACGCUUGUAAUGUAACGACAAAUUAUGGAUAUAAUGGAGAUACAAAAAUAUGGGUUAUUAUAAAAGAUGCAGAAGGACAAGAUUAGCAAUAAGACCCACUAAAGGGAGGAGGGAAGUCCAGGAGAUUCUUUAGAAUCUUGUUUUUAUAUAGUAUGUUCUUUAGGUGAAUGUAAAUUUUAAUAUGGAAAAUCAAAUAAAAUUUUGGGGAGAGAAUUUGGCCGUGCUCUCUCCAAGUAUUUGAGAACCUGGUAAAAUUCUUAAACCUGUUCCCACUCAUUAGUUUCACAGGCUCCCUGGUCUCUUUCUCUGGCCUAAUAGUGCAGAGGACUUUGGUUCAAUCUUACGUUGGAAAGAAGUCGCCUGGAGAGGUUUUGAUGCAGCAGAUGGGUGAGAACCUUGAAUGUACUAUAGAAGGAGCAUUUCUGGUCCAUGGCUGAGCACAUAAAUAAGACACAUGGACCUGAUCGGUGCGUCUGGGUCAGGCAGAAUGAUUCUGCAGAGCUGCUCUUGUGCCAAGUCUGUAGCUCUGUCUUUCCUAACUUAGGGUAUUUACUGGAUGAGAUCAAAGUGUUGCCUGUCUUCCUUACACUUAGGUAACCUCUUAACCCGGGAUUACACCGUGAAGCUACGUGUAUCACCUACAGCUGGUGCCUCAGAAGUGCUGGAUGUGUACAUUGAAACGGCAUUCUUGCCCUACCUGUGGGGUCUGCUUCCUGGCGCCAGAAUUCUCUUUCAGAACUUGCAGCGCAAGGUUUCCAUCAGGUAUGUGGAUCCAAAAGGCGUUGAAAUGGGCUUAGGCGCCUACUCUGGGCUGGUUGGUUUGUUUGCGCUGACCACCACCCAGGGCUGUAGCUACGGGGUGUUGAGAAAUGCUCCCGCCAGGGGCACAGGCAAGGGGUGUGUGUGCAAAAUCGGCUAAAACAUAUGUCCAUAAAUAUGUCUGUACAGUGGUACCUCUGAUUACGUACUUAAAUAAUAAUAAUAAUAAUAAUAAUAAUGAUAAUAAUAUAUUAUUUAUACCCUGCCCAUCUGGCUGAGUCUCCCCAGCCACUCUGGGCAGCUCCCAAUCAAGUGUUAAAAACAAUACAGCAUUAAAUAUUAAAACUUCCCUAAACAGGGCUGCCUUCAGAUGUCUUUUAAAGAUAGAAUAGCUGCUUAUUUCCUUCACAUCUGAAGGGUGGGCGCCACUACCGAGAAGGCCCUCUGCCUGGUUCCCUGUAACAUCACUUAUCGCAGGGAGGAAACCGCCAGAAGGCCCUCAGCGCUGGAUCUCAGUGUCCGGGCUGAACAAUGGGGGUGGAGACGCUCCUUCAGGUAUAAUUCGUUCCGGAGGUCCAUUCUUAACCUGAGGUACCACUUUAGCUAAUGGGGCUUCCCGCUGCUGCUGCGCUGCUUGUGCGCGAUUUGUGUUCUCAUCCUGAGGUAAUGCUCUUAACCCGAGGUAAUACUUCUGGGUUAGCGGAGUCUGUAACCCGAAGUGUUUGUAACCCAAGGUGUUUGUAACCCGAGGUACCACUGUAAAUAAAAAUAUUAUUUCCGCAUAGGAAAAGGUUUUAAAUAGAGGGUCUUGAAUGGGUGGAGGGUGGGGUUGGAGGAGAGGCGGAAAGAAGAGCUAAUUUGUCCGUGGCGCAAUCUGGACAGUUCUGCCAGGGGCGCAAGAUCACCUCCCUACGGCCCUACCACCCCCCAACCUUGCCAUGCUCUCAUUACUAGAUACAGCACCUCUGUAUCUGUGGAUGUCAAGUCCGUUGGGGACACAACUGAUUAUAUGUUGCACUGUUAAGUUAUAUGAAAUUCUGAGGGCUCAACACGGACGUUUUAAGGCUGGCGCAGUUACAAACAGUACUGAGUCAAGCCCGGAUGUGGCAGUGGUGUGCUGUACUGGGGGGGUGGGGGGUGGAAUUAGCACCUACUCUGAGCUCCAGUUCUUUGGGAAUCCCAUUUCUGUCCCGUGGCAUUGAUAUAUUUCUUUAAGGAUAACAGACAGGCUGCUUCCUCGAAAAACCAAAACCUCUGUAUUACAGAUUCAAAAACGUCUAUUGUACAUACAUUAUGUCCAGCUGCGUGUCUGUUCUGGCUGCUGCACCCCACGACCUUUCUUCCCUGUGAGUACAAAACUCUUCACAGCUCUGCCCUCUCACUCAACUCCCUACUGUGUUUGGCAAAUGUCUUUCAUUUUUUUCAUUUUUCUUUAAAAAAAAUCGUUUUUAUUUGCUUUUACCAGGACAAGUUUACAGUCAAACAGCUUAUAUAAUCAUUUCAUGAGAUUCUCUGUACAGUGGUACCUCGGGUUAAGAACUUAAUUCGUUCCGGAGGUCCAUUCUUAACCUGAAACUGUUCUUAACCCGAGGUACCACUUUAGCUAAUGGGGCUUCCCCCUGUCACCACGCCGCCAUGGCGUGAUUUCUGUUCUCAUGCUGAAGCAAAGUUCUUAACUCGAGGUACUACUUCUGGGUUAGUGGAGUCUGUAACCCAAAGUGUUUGUAACCCGAAGCAUUUGUGUUGGGUUGAAAUCACGACAGACGAAUGGUGGGUGUCAAAGGAGAGACGUCUGCCCGGGACAAGUCCCGGGAACUCUCUUUUAUUGAAUAUUACAAACAUUGCCACAGGUGUGCUUGUGGCUGAUUGGCUGAUACAAACACAAAGCAUCUUGUUGCUGAUUGGUUAACAUAGGUACAAGGCGGGCAUUACAUAUUACAUUAAUCAGUGAUAGUUCAAAAGACUGGGAACGGAGCUGGAACUAGACAGGCAUGAAACCUCCUAAUUAAAUUAUAACUAAAGAUUGAUAUUGAGAGAACAUAACAUGAAGGAAUACAACAAUCACGUUCCGUAAAUGUGGUCAGCAAUGCAUUAAGAACAGGUCAGGAUACACUGUUUCAUGAACUCAAUGGGAACUGUUCAGAACAUUCUCAGACUCUUGUGCAGAAGCAGAGAAAAGAUUAUGAGCGAGACUUCCCAGAAUGCAAGAGUUAUGUGCAGUAAGAGAACUGCAGAAAGAGAACUUCACAGUGAGAGAACUGCAGAAAGAAAAACUUCCCUUCAUCUCCCCUUUCUUUUCUUGUUUGCGAGGCAUUUCAGGUGGAUCAGGCAAAAAUACUUCGGGAUUAGUGGUGUGCCAGCGAAUGCCCGAAAUAAGCCUGCCAGGGUCGAUGGGACAAAAGUACUUCAGGAUACGUGGUUUGCCAGCGCAUGCCCAAAAUAAAUCUGCCCACAUCUCCCUAAGGUUUACUGUUGGUGUUGCCAUUUCGCAAUGUAAGCAGCAAGCAGUUUACUGGGUGGUGGAGGGGGGGAGAGAAGCCGAGAGAAAAGACUCAUGAGGCUGGGAACGCAUUGAAGGAAACAGCAUAGUAAAAUAAAAAUACAAAUUAAAUAAGAAUACAAAUUAUGACAAUAGCAUAUUGAAAAAGACCACGAAGACAAGUAAGGUUUGGCAACCAAGCGGUAAGCCACUGGGUGAAAGAAUCCCAGAGGCCAGGAAAACCAAUGUCCUGUUUAAUGUGUAAUCCCAGAGGCCAGGAAAACCAAUGUCCUGUUUAAUGUGAUGUGUAAGAUUUUGCAAAUGAGAGAUUUGACUUUGAAUAGCUCUUGAAUUGUCAGUAAUAUUGAAACAACACAUGUCAUUCACUUGUUCACAGCCAUAAUGAUGAAGCAUCAGCAAAUAAUGAUAGCAGCACGAUUUCGUAAAAGUCCAUUAUAUAGUUCACUCUGUUCUUUAUUCAAAAGGUGAAGGGCUUGUGAAGUAAAAUUCAGGGCUUUUUGCUUCAGAACAGGCUAGAGAAUUAAUGUUCAUACGAUUCCGUACAGACAAUCCAGGGACUCCUAAGAGAGAAACAACUAAAGAGAUAUAUUCAGACCUACUGAGAAGAGAGACAAAAGUAUCACAAUCAUUAGUCAAUUCAAUAUUGCAGUGAUAUUGAGAGCGGGAUAAAUGAUGCUUCUUGGGUAAAAUGAUGGACAAACGGCUUAAAUAGCAAGGUGUGCCAUGGCUGAUGUAUUGCUGGAAUGUAAUUAAACGUAUAGCCAGGACACGACCAGAAGAUUUCCAGUUGAGGGGAAGUGCAAGCUUACUCAUUAAAUUGAAUGGUAGCUUGUAAUUGCUGUAGUAAGUCUCUUCCCCACAGAUUGAGGUGGAUUUUCAGCACACAGGGCUGGAUGUAAGCAAUGGUUUCAGAACUAUCAGGCAGAGAAACAGGCAGCCACUGUACGCUUUUGGAAGAGGUUUGGGGGCCACCCACACCCCAGACAGCAGAGGCAGACUCAAGGGGCCACGUGGGGUCCCAGCAACUACUAGAAAUUACAGAAACGUCUGCGCCUGUGUCAAUCAAGCCUUCCAGCACAAUACCAUUGAUUUUAUACUUACGAAGAAGUUUCUUCUCACCAAUCCUCUGGACUACAGCUAACAGCUGUGGAGGGAAAGAAGAGAGCUCAGUGCAAAUUAGUAUCCAUAAUAGAAGCAGUAGGAUGAGAAGGGAGCACCACCAAAUGCGCCCAAGACUCACCCUUUUUGAUUGCAUGGGCAUAUGGCUCCAGAGUUGAACCAUUAUUGUGCCUACAUAGUCAGGAUCCAGAACUCCAGGAAUAACCUGGAUGCCUUCCUUUGCCGCAGAAAAUUUGGGUAAAAUUAAACCUGCGACUUUAGGAGGCAGGGGACCUGCCAAUUGAGUGGGCAUAAGCACAAUUUCACCAGGUAGAACAGAGUCUUUGGUCUCUUGAUUUAUCAAAUCAAUGGCAAAAUCAGAGGGUUUAGCCUUAGAGGCAGCACCAUCCUUGUUUGCCCCCCCGCCAGGGGCUCUGCAGUGCUUGGCAAAAUGGCCUGGGCGCUUGCAAUUAAAGCAGUUACCAGUAGGCUUAGUGGUUGCUUGGAUUGCGCCGGCAAGCAAGGACAUCGCAUGGCUCUGGCUACCGACAUCCGUACAAGCUUGAAUCAUAUCGGCCAGUUCAUAUUUAGGGCGAUGUAUGAUUGACUGCAAAGCUUUCUUGCAAUCAGUGUUUGCGUUUUCAAAGGCCAAUUUUUUCAUCAAUUCAUUUUGAGCAGUGGUGUUAUCAAUCUGCCUAGUGACUGAUUCUUUCAAUCUAUCUAUAAACUGAUGGUAUGGCUCCGAAUGCUGUUGCUUAAUAUUUACAAAGGAGCUCAGCGGUUGCCCAGAAACAGGGACUUUCCGAAAGGCGCGUUGUACACAGAGUCGCGGUGCGAACAAAAUGUACAGGUGUCAGUGUUGCUUGGGCAGUUAUAUCAGCAAACUGACCAGCACCAUAAAGUUCAUUGGCAGUAUGUUGAGGAUCAGACAGGGCUGAAGCGCUAUGUUUAAAUUCACUCUCAAACACCACAUACUGAGCAGGGGACAAAAGCAUGCGCAUCAGGUCUUUCCAGUCCUGAGGUAGCAUAAUGUAACCAGUUGCUAUGCCUUCUAGCAUCCCUGUCACAUAAGAGGACUUCAGACCAGAAUCAGCAAUGGCUUUCCUUAAUUCCCUCAUUAUAGAAUAAGGAAGCGAUUCAUAAUAAAUCUGCUGUUGAGCAGUUCCAGGGUUUGAAUAAGAGAUAGGGAAAGCAGACGGCAUUUCACCUGGCCACUCAGCCUCCUCCUCUAAGGACAGGAGCCCUUUUUGCCUUGCCAGAGAGAGCGCAGCACGCACAGCUCCUAUAGAGCAAACAGGGGCUGUGGCAGGAGGAGGAGGGAUGGGGGGGGGAGGAAUCAGGCUGAGGCGGAGGGAUGGGGGGGGAGGAUGCAGGCUGAGGAGGGUGAGACGCAGGGAGGGAUAGGCUGGGCUGCAAAGGAGAAGGAGGUAAAAGUUUCGGGUAAGGGGGGGGAUUGUCUGCGAUGGCGAAAAGUGCUGGUGGCGGGCGAGACGCCUGUGGUAAUUUAGCGACGGCAUCAGCACAUUUCUGCCAAGUGAGCAGACAAUGAAUCGGAGCCCUAGGUUCUGCAAAAAGGGUCUUUCCGAUCUUUUGCCAAGUCUCUACAUCCAAAGAUCCUUUUUCAGGAUAGGAGGGAAAUUGGCAAGAAAUCUCACAUAGCAAUUGUUCAAUUUCUUUUAAGGAAAUAUUAACACCCACCUCCCGCUGCCUAACUAAAUAAAGCAACUCUUUAGCAUGCUCUUUCUGGAGCUUAGUCAAGUCCCCUCCCAUACUCACGAAGUAGCGCGCUGAGACUUUUCCAGUCGGGUGAAGUAUGAGGUUUGGCUGCGUAAGGGAUCUGGCACGUCAGGGGUCACCAGAUGUUGGGUUGAAAUCACGACAGACGAAUGGUGGGUGUCAAAGGAGAGGCGUCUGCCGGGACAAGUCCGGGAACUCUUUUAUUGAAUAUUACAAACAUUGCCACAGGUGUGCUUGUGGCUGAUUGGCUGAUACAAACACAAAGCAUCUUGUUGCUGAUUGGUUAACAUAGGUACAAGGCGGGCAUUACAUAUUACAUUAAUCAGUGAUAGAUCAAAGGCUGAGAAAUGGAGCUGGAACUAGACAGGCAUGAAACCUCCUAAUUAAAUUAUAACUAAAGAUUGAUAUUGAGAGAACAUAACAUGAAGGAAUACAACAAUCACGUUCCGUAAAUGUGGUCAGCAAUGCAUUAAGAACAGGUCAGGAUACACUGUUUCAUGAACUCAAUGGGAACUGUUCAGAACAUUCUCAGACUCUUGUGCAGAAGCAGAGAAAAGAUUAUGAGUGAGACUUCCCAGAAUGCAAGAGUUAUGUGCAGUAAGAGAACUGCAGAAAGAGAACUUCACAGUGAGAGAACUGCAGAAAGAAAAACUUCCCUUCACCAAGGGAACAGAAAAGACGUUUUAUGUGUGCGACAACAGCUGCACAGGUGUUGCUAGCCCAAAGAUGGAAAGAAGAAAUGAUCCCAACUAGGGAAGAAUGGCAAACCAAGUUGCAGGACUACGCUGAGAUGGCAAAACUAACUGGGAAACUCAGGAAUCAAGAAGAUAAGGACUUUAAAAAAGAAUGGGGAAAUUUUAUAAUAUAUCUAGGAGACCAUUGUAAGCAAGUUAAAACUUUAGCUGGACUUUGAGAUACACUUGUAAAGUAACGAAAACUAUGGAUAAUUUGGAAAAAUGGAAAAUUUGGAGAACGGACUGAUAUGUCAUUUUAAAUAUUGUAAUAAGGACCCAUGUAGGGGAUGGGAGACGUCAGGAAUACAGUGGUACCUUGGGUUACAAAUGUGAAGGGAAGUUUUUCUUUCUGCAGUUCUCUCACUGUGAAGUUCUCUUUCUGCAGUUCUCUUACUGCACAUAACUCUUGCAUUCUGGGAAGUCUCACUCAUAAUCUUUUCUCUGCUUCUGCACAAGAGUCUGAGAAUGUUCUGAACAGUUCCCAUUGAGUUCAUGAAACAGUGUAUCCUGACCUGUUCUUAAUGCAUUGCUGACCACAUUUACGGAACGUGAUUGUUGUAUUCCUUCAUGUUAUGUUCUCUCAAUAUCAAUCUUUAGUUAUAAUUUAAUUAGGAGGUUUCAUGCCAGUCUAGUUCCAGCUCCGUUCCCAGUCUUUUGAACUAUCACUGAUUAAUGUAAUAUGUUAUUCCCACCUUGUACCUAUGUUAACCAAUCAGCAACAAGAUGCUUUGUGUUUGUAUCAGCCAAUCAGCCACAAGCACACCUGUGGCAAUGUUUGUAAUAUUCAAUAAAAGAGAGUUCCCGGGACUUGUCCCGGGCAGACGCCUCUCCUUUGACACCCACCAUUCGUCUGUCGUGAUUUCAAUCCAACACUUGGGAUCUCAGUACCUAUAAGCCCUAAUAGGAAAGCUUCAGGUUUUUUAACAAAAGUUAUUUUAAACAUCUUUUUUCAAUUCGUUAUAUACCAUUUCCCAAAAUGGUUUUGUUACCUUACAUGUCCACCACAUAUGGUAAAAGGUGCCUUCCUUUUCUUUACACUUGCAGCAGAAAUUUGAACUUGUUCUAUACAUUUUAGUUAAUUUAAUAGGGCUCAAAUAUCCACCGGUACAUCAUUUUCAUAUUUAGCGUACAGGAUGCUGUGAAUUUCAAAUCUGUUUCCCAAAGCCUCUCCCAAUCUGCCACCUGUAUUAUAAAGUCCUUUGCCCAAUGCACCAUAACCAAUUUAACCUGUUCAUCUUUUUUAUGCCAUUCCAGGAGCAAAUUAUACAUUUUCGACAGUAUUUUAGUAUUGCUUUCUAGAAGAUCUUUUUGAAACUUUGAUAUCUCAUAACUGAAACCUUUCUGCUUGUCUAUCCUUUUGGUCUUUUUAAUUUUAGGCAGCUGGGUGCCGCCUCUGCUCCUUCCGUGCUGCAUUUGUCCAGGAUCACGCCUGAGCCUUCUGGUCUGGGCCAGGCGCAGGUUGCCUGUCACGUGACGUGUGUCCUGUCUUUGUCCCUGCACUGGAGCUGCUCCCUUUGCAACUGCAUCUUCACAGAGGUGCCCAACAAACUCCUAUCCUCUAACUAGAACCUUUCUCCUGGUAUUUUUCUGUGCAAAGGGGGGCAUAUUUUUUAAUAACAAUAAUUUUUAUUAGAUUUCAAUGACAAUAACCCAAUGUUAGCCUCAUUAUAACAGUGCCAAAUUAUACAAUUACUAAUCCCAAUCAUUCAGAUGCCAAAUUAUAUAAUUUAGGUGGCCUCCUGCGUGCUAGAAUUGAUGGCUUGAUGAUUUGCUUUGUUUCUGCUUUCCAACAUCUUAUUCAUCUCCAUUACAUUCCAGUCAAAAUAGCAACCCCUUAUACUACAACUGCAAUAUUAACGACAUCCACUUGUCUUGACACAUUAAAUGAUUUAUAAACCCAGAGGUGAAGCAUUCAAACUACAGUGGCACCUCGGUUUUCGAAUGUCUCCAUUGACGGACAUUUUGGUUUACAAACGCCGUAAACCCAGAAGUAAAUGCUUUGAUUUUUGAACACGCCUCGGAAUUCGAACAUGCCACGAGUUUCCGCCAAGCGCAGGAUCCUGAGGCUUAACUGUCAGCUUUUGAGUUUUCGGUUUUUGAACGUUUCAGAAUUCGAACGGUCUUCCGGAACGGAUUAGGUUCGAAAACCGAGGUACCACUGUAUAUCCUUCUUCCUCCUGUGUGUGACAGUUGCCGUAUUUUUCGCUCCAUAAGACACACUUUCUUCUUCCUAAAAAGUAAGGGGAAAUGUCUGUGCGUCUUAUGGAGCGAAUGUGUGGUCCCUGGAGCCGAAUUGCCCAGGGGCAAAAAGCAGAUCAUGCUUUUUUUUUUUUUUGAAAGAGGGAAGGGGGUGUUGAAACAAAGCCGCUGAUUGUUUGCCCAUCGGGAAGGAGAUAAGGGACACUAGAGAUAAAGGAGGCUGCCUGGGAGGGGGGAGGUAAAGACGGCAAACUUGCAAAGGGGGGAAACAGGAAGACUAAAGCAAUAAGGGGAGAAAUUAGAAGAAAAGGAGGAGCAAAAAACUGCUCUAGCUAAGGAAAAGACACUAAGGCAAGCAAGAGGGAAGGAAGUGUUGAAAGGAAACAACUGAUCGGUGGGAUCGGGAGAGAGAUAAGGGACACUAGCGGAGGCUGCCUGGAAGGGGGGAGGCAAAAGCUCAUAGAUCCUCAGGAUUUUUACAUUGGGUCACCCCAAAUUCACCAUCAGAUCACAUAGCAUGUCCAUGGCUACAGCCUGCACCAAAAAAAUCAUGCACCCACUGUUUCAUUCAGAAUAUUUUUUCUUGUUUUCCUCCUCUAAAAACUAGGUGCGUCUUAUGGUCAGGUGCGUCUUAUGGAGCGAAAAAUAUGGUAUUCUGUCCGUGGUGUUCCCUCCUGUCCUUGUAAAAUGUUAUGUCUAUCUAUUCGCAUUUUUGUGAGGAGUAAGCAUUCAGUUGUAGGAACCCCGCACCUCUAUCCCGAAGGACAUUUACUUGUUUACCAGUUUACCCCCUCAGUGAGAAGUGACCUGAGUUCGCCAUCUUUUCCUUUCUCAUCCAGGGAAGAUGCAGCCGGUAUAACCCACCUUGCCUGUCGCGUACAGGAGUGUGCAAAGCCCGUGCCAGGUGAGUACUGUGGAUUAGAUUUGAGGUGAAUUUGCCUUCCACAAUCUUCCUUUGAUGUGGCUUUGAAGGUUCUGUUUAGCCAGAGUCAGGAUUUGAAUGCAAUGUCUGUGCAGCCUGUGCAAGUCUCAAAAGUUUGUCUGGUUUUGCUCAGUCCCUUCCAGCCCCUUCAGCCAAGUUUUUACCUGCCCCAUAUCUGACAUGGUAUAUGGCACCAGGUAUAGGGUAGGCGGGUGUGGCUUGGCCAAAAAGUCCCCACGGGCCAAAUGCCAGAGUCGUCUAGGUGGUCUAGGGGAGGUUCCUACUAGACUGGACUGUAAGCCAGUUGAGUAGACUGUCAGGCAUGGAGAGUCCUCCUCUCCCUUCGGUAACUUCACAAACAAGAAAUAACAAGCCGUUUAUAAUUUAUAGUUCUUUUAUUCAAGCAUCAGGUUGCGAGCAAAAAUCCACAUCUUUCCACAAGGAGAGCAGUUAGCUACUCUAAAUCCUCCCACUUCUGUCUCCCGCAACAUCCUGGGCGCCAACGGAAAGUCCCUCCUCCUCUUUGCGUCCUUUGUUCUCAAAUAUGGACAGACCUCCUAGUUCAGGGGUAGGCAAGCUAAGGCCCGGGGGGCCGGAUCUGGCCCAAUCGCCUUCUCAAUCCGGCCCGCAGACGGUCCAGGAAUCAGCGUGUUUUUACAUGAGUAGAAUGUGUGAUUUUAUUUAAAAUGCAUCUCUGGGUUAUUUGUGGGGCACAGGAAUUCGUUCAUUCCCCCCCCAGAAAUAUAGUCCGGCCCCCCACAUGGUCUGAGGGACAGUGGACCGGCUCACGGCUGAAAAAGGUUGCUGACCCCUGUUUUAGUUGUGGGGAAGGAGGUUCCCCCACACUAACGACGUCUCAGCUAGCUGCUCCCUCCCUUCUCUUUCCCUUGCUAUUACCUCGUAGUUACGCAACACCUGUCUAAGCUGCUCUGCGUCUGUGUCUCUCGCUGAAGACAAGGGUGUGUGUGUGGGUGAAUCUUGCCCCUCCGGCUCCUCUUCGGAGCUAAGCUGAUCUGCCUGAGAAUGCACUCCCCAGUCCUGUGCUUCAGGCCAUUCCCUGACACAGACAGACCACCAUUCCGAGUCAGAAUAAUUUUGUGAUCUCCUUACUCCUUCAAACCUUCAGAAUCAUAGUAGAAGAUGGAACAAGCGAAUUUGUGGUGGUGUGCAAGAACCAGCAGGUGCAGAAAGUGCUGGCUUUGAGUGCCAAGGAGUGGGAUGUUGUACAGAACCAUGUUAAGAACACGGGCAGUAUUGGCAUUCAGCACAGUGAAGUUAAUACGGCUCCUGGGGUGAGUGGCUUAUUCUCCUCUUGUUGAACUGCUAACUCCGUAUCUGAAUUACGAAUUCUCCCUGGUGAUCUUCUCUGUGUAUUUCACUUGCUCAGUCCACUGCCAAUAAUCUUCUGUUUUUGAUAGCAAACGGAGGAGCGUGAAGACCUGUUCACCUGGUACUUGAGAAGCUUAUGCAGAAGCCCAGUUGUCUGUCGGCCUGUCCUGUUGACUUUCAGACCAGAUAGAAAGCCCUCGGGAGAUCACGAGGCAGGUAUGUAGAUAUGUGUCCUCAAUCUUAUCGGAGCUGAGAUGUCAUGGACUGGUUGGAUGAGUGGCGUUGUGGUCUAAACCACUGAGCCUCUUGGGCUUGCCAAUCAGAAGGUCGGCGGUUUGAAUCCCCGCGACGGAGCUCCCGUUGCUCGGUCCCAGCUCCUGCCAACCUAGCAGUUUGAAAGCACGCCAGUGCAAGUAGAUAAAUAGGUACCGCUGUGGUGGGAAGGUAAACGGUGUUUCUGUGCACUCUCAGCGUUUCCGUCAGCGUGUUCCAUUGUGCCAGAAGCGGUUUAGUCCUGCUGGCCACAUGACCUGGAAAGCUGUCUGUGGACAACGGCAUCUCCCUUGGCCUGAAAGCGAGAUGAGCACCACAACCCCAGUCGCCUUUGACUGGAUUUAAUUGUCCAGGUGUCCUUUACUUUUUUCACAUAACAUAGUUUUUAUUGAAUUGGUUGAAAAAUAUUUACGUAUUAGGAAUCAGAGGAAAAGGGCAAGUUGGCUGUUGGCCUGCACAUUUUAAAAUAAACAAACAAAAAAAAGCAGGUUUGGCAAUUUGAUUAAUAUACCUGUGGGUUUUUUUUGUGGGUUUAUGAUGGGUUGGAAGGGUUUGUCAUCCAUGGUCCUAUAGACCUCUGGUGAUUUAUACUUUAAGGACCAAGAAUCUGGAGAUUGUGGCAUGUUGUAAAGGCAAUGAACUCUAACAGGAUGUCAGCUUCUUAAAUUUAGAAAGAAAAUUGUACGUGUCUAGGUAUCUUUUUCCAGCUUAUAGUCUGAGCUUAGUGUUGUCCUAACCAACUUUCCCAAGAAAAUAUCUUGAUUUUUUAGGUAGCUCAAAUAAUGUUUUAAAAGUAAAUCAAAUGAAAAAAAUAAUACAAUGGAAUUGUACAAUGGCUACAUGGUUGUUUGGUUUCAACACCCCAAAUCUUACGUGGAAUGUUGAGACUUCAUGGUUUAAAGUGAAACUGUGUUUUUGUUUUUUUCCCAAGGCUUAGGACAGUUGAGGAGGUUUUUCUCCAAUGGCUUGGAGUUCCUAAGUCAGACGAGGCAGCGGUGGAACUUGAUAUGUCUGGAUGUCCAGGAGGCGACAUGAACGUGAGGCUUGUAACAAACGGCUGUACAUCUCGGGUCUUAUCCUGCUGUGGAAGAGCAAUUAUGACAUUUCUGCUUCUUCCAUGCAACCCAUCAUUUGGAGACACGUCAUUUACGUUUCUCAUAUAAAAUGCAGUAAAUGUAAUAAACCUGAACAAAUCUAUUUUGUGGCUUUUUAAAGAUAUUCCUAAUUGCUGUCGCAAAAAUAAUACUAACACUCAUUUUAAACAUCUAGCUUGUUUUUCUGUCAUGCAGAUAUGACUAUUAAUUUUCACCACCUUUCGUGUAUUCUAGCCAAUUUUUUGCAAAUUCUGGCACUGACCGUUCUAGCUACUAUGAAUGCAUAACAUGCUAGAUUUUAUUUUUGCUGAGUGGUAGGUUUGAUAUACAUUCCGAGACUCUGAUGAGUUUUGGGACGAGGGGAAUUCCAUAGCUGAGAGCCCCUCGAAACACUUCCUUCACAUUCUUGAGGUCUUGAUUCAUCAAAUUAAGAGGAUUUCUGCACAAUCUUAAGGGUCAUGUCAAAAACAUGGGGACUGAGGUGCUCUCAGGCUUAAACAGGCUUUUUUAAAAGCCUCUGGACCUCCACUAGUCGCUAAGUGGAAGCUGAGCCCUCUAGCUGAAAAACAAAUCAGUGAACAUUUUUGCUACAUAAGGAAGGACAGGUCAAGUAUAUUCUAAAUCCAUUUUUUAUUCUCAGUUACUUCAACAAUGUACACAGUUUCUAGCAACAGAUAAUGUACUUACUAUACAGGCUUCCCCUCCCCUCCCCACCUUGUCUCAUUCCUCCAUUUUUUGGUGAACCAAGAAUUUGCAGCAGCACAGCAAGUUAUUUUUCUAACACUGAAAAACAGACACAAAACAAGGAGACAAAAUAUAUAUGAAACUGAACUGGCCAGUUUUAGGCAGGUACAGCACAAUAAAUAGACAUCUUUAUUUCAGAUAUAGUUCGUAAAAUUUUACAGCAUCCUCUUAAAGUAGUUAUCGGUUUCAUAGGCAUGAAAUGCUACAGCACAGUACAGUCAAUUAGGUUUUCAGCAAAAGUGGGUUUUGCACAAAUCAUUCAUACGCCACGCUUGAGGAAACUGACACUCAAUGCAGAACCAACAAUAAUGUCAAUAUGCAGUUAGGUUUUAACUGGCAUUUAACUUAAAGACAAGAUACGCCUGGGGGUUAGGAACCUAGAAACUUCCUGGCAAUGUUAUUUUAUUUUUGGGUGGAGAGAGAGAUGGAGCAUUUAACUUGUACAAGUGUCACCUGCAAUUAUAACCAUUCUGCAACUCUGUUAAGUGGGUUUUCUGCUGUUUAGAAUAGGAAACUGACCCAGAAGGGGCAUUAGGUCUUUUUUGCUAGGAACCCGUGUUUUUGCAGCAGUGACACGAUGGCACUAGAUGUUUAUUCAGUGAAAACUAAGGUUCUUCUUCAUUACUGAAACUGUAAUCAGAACAUGAGCACCAGGAAAAGUAGCUAACUUCUCCAAGGUGAGAAAAUACUACCCGGCACACGAGAAGGUAACUGAGCAGUACUGCUCACGUGUCCUGGAAGACAAGACUAGCAGAGCAAACGUCCCAAAAUCAUCAGCUCUGUAAAAUGACAAAUUCUAUAUUCUCUUACUCCACCACAGGGAUGGGGAAACCUAUAGGCUCCAGCUGCUGUCUGCCUACAACUCCUAUCAUUCCUAACCACCAGCCAUGCGACCUGAGACUGAUGGGAGCUGGAGUCCAGUAAAAUUCAGACAGCCAAAGGCUCCCCAUCUAGAGACGGGAAAGCCUGGGAAAAAUCAGAAAAAUUGAGGGGGGACUAGGUCCACCCCCCAUUCCCCCCAGGCUGUCGUCCCCCCCCCGGAAAAACGGCUUUGGGGGGGGAAAUGACCCCCCCAAUUUUUCCAGUUUUCCCCCAGACCUUCCCCUCUCUACCCCCAUCCCUACCCUAUAAUGUUAAGAACUACUGUUCCGCUAUUCCAGUGAUUGAAAUAAAAACAAAAAUCCAAAGUAAAAAAUGUGUGGCUUCCAAUUUUGCUUUAAUUGUUGCGGUAAAUGCAAAGAAUAACGCAGGCAAGGAGGCAGAGGAGAGGACUGCUGCCUUGUCCCAAUGAAAAACAAUGAUUAAGUUUCUGCCUUGUCCCACUGCAUAUAGGCAAAAAUAUAUAUUAAGCUGCAGCACACAGAGAUGUGACUUAAUUUCUGUAUUUGGGGGUGGAGAUGAUCUAGGAAGGGAGUGGAACCCAUUACUAGCUGGAAGCAACCAUUGUUGUGAGAAAUAAAUGUAAUUCGUAUUUAAGGAAAAUUGUGCUUCCUCGGAUAAGAUGAGCAGAAAGAUUGCUGCUGGGCACUCCUCUUUGCCCCACAAGCCUGCAAAUUUUCAACACACUGGAUGAAACAGGAAAAUAGUGAAAUAAUAUUGUAGCUAAGUAAUUUUAACUAUAGAUUUGAUUUUUUCCAGGGUAGCAGCAGCAGCAGCAGCAACAUUAAAGUACAAUAAAUAAAUCCUAUCUCUGAUGCAUCCGAAUUGCCUCAACUGAAUAGCAGUAAUCCAGGAAAAAGGGUUCAAGUGCCCCAAUGCCAUCUAUACAUAUACAGCAGCAUAUGUGUUUUUUCCUCUCUCCCAGAAAAACUCUUGAGCUCCCCUGGUUCUCUUCCAAAGAAAGGGAAACUGCCGGCUAAGAGGUCAAAUCUGGUAAAGGAGACUUCCAACCUCAAAGGGACCUUUACAAAACCUGUUUUACGCUCUUAAGAUCAGAUUUACACACACAAACACACAGCUAUCAAACUAAAUGGGAAUGUUUUCAAAGAUAAAAGGAAAUCUUCAGUGAAGUGUGCAUCUUCUAUCCAUGGAAAAGCAAGAAGACGGAGAUGAGGAACACACUCAGUUGGGGCUCCAGAAGAGUCGUGACUCUAGUCUUCCAAACUGCGGAACGCAUUCUGCAUGUCUUCAAAGAGCUGGGCGUAGUCUGCUUUGAUCUUUGCCUCUCCAUCUUUCACUGGGUCCUGAAAUUGGACAGACCAAAACUCAGAAAUUGCUGGGGCUUUGUGGUUCAUUGUCAGGAAGGAGGUUGCCAGGCGUAUUUCCUUCCUAGGCAAUUUCUACCCCCAGUGCCCAUACAUUUAUCAAUACAGUGGUGCCUUGGUACUCAAACAACUUGGAACCCAAACACUGUAAACCUGGAAGUAAGCUUUCCGGUUUGAGAACUUUUUUCAGAACCCGAACGUGCUCCAUUUUGAGUGUUACGCUUCCAAUUUGAGUGCCACACUUCCAAUUUUGGUGUUACGCUGAGGUCUGUCUGUUUUUGCUAUUUUGCAUUUUUGUGGCUCUUUUUUUGUGACUUUGUGGAACCCAGUUCAACUACUGAUUGAUUGAUUGAUUGAUUGACUGACUGAUUGAUUGUGUGUCUGCACUACACUGUUUAUUGCUUUCAUUUUAUGGAUCAAUGGUCUUGUUAGAUAGUAAAAUUCAUGUUAAAUGGCUGUUUGAGAGGUUGUUGUUAAUCGUCUGGAACGGAUUGCUUUACUUUCUAUGGGAAAGUGCACCUUGGUUUUGGAACGCUUUGGUUUUGGAAUGGACUUCCGCAACGGAUUAAGCUUGAGAACCAAGGUACCACUGUACGUGGAAGGCAUUCUACUCUCCUCUUCCCAUUGGAUUGAGGUAACACAGUUUUAAACCACUGUCUGGAUGGACUAGAAAAAAGCAAAACUGUCAGCGUGGACAACAGCCAUGUUCAUCCCACAAACAGCCAACUGCGGCCAUGGCAAGACUAGUCUAAUCACUGAUCUCAAAUUGAUAAAUGAAAUAUGGCUUGUGGUCAGAGGAGAAGAGACUGUGGAUCACUGUGACCACUAAUGUAGCCCUUUCCUUAAGUUUUGUUAUUUUUAAAAGGGGUAAGGCUCAACUGGAGACAAUUUUAAUCUUACUUUAUAGCUCAUGUCAAACGACCACAUAAUAACACAAUGGCCAUUAUGCUUAUUUGCCUUCAGUAGUAGUAAAGCUCUGCUGGAUUAAAUAUUAAUUACCUCUGGUCUAUUUUGGUGGAAUCCCGCAAUGUGUUUUAAGUUUUUACUCUGCUAACUAUACAUUGGAAUCUGCUCGGGCUUAUUUAUUGAGUAGAAUUCUAUGACACAAUAACCUGCUGGCAGUGGGAGUGAAGAAUGGAAUAUGAAAAUUGCCUACUUCAUCUUUUUGUUUUCUCUUAAAUAUAAAAACACAACACUGCCAAGUUGGGCCUCAAAUGCUUGCCAAGUUAAAUAGGGGGCAUUCUGACAAUGUCCUCACGCUACCCAAAAAUGGAGACCGCCUAACACAGCCAGGAGAAGGAAUCUCGGUUUGUUUUGCUGUAACUCUCCCUCACACAGAGGACAUACCUUGAAUUUCAUUGAUGUGAGUCGGUAAAGAAUCUCAUUCAUGUUCUCUCUGAUGAUGGCCCAAGUGAUCUUAUUGUCACUCUGGGCAGUGGUCUCAACCGCUCGACGUGCCAUAUCAUAAAAGGCGAUCAUGUUGGACAGUAUUCCCACUGUCUUAUAAAAUGGGCAGAACCUAACAGAAAAAAAGCAGAGGAGGCUUGCAAGUCCUGUCUUAAGGACGCAUUUGUGAAUGAAUAGGGUGAGCCUGUGACCUGGACUCAGGAACUAAAAUAUUAACCAUCAUAAAAGAAUGGCCAGGCUGCCCAGGUAGGGCAAUCAGUGACCAUUAUCAGGUAUCCUGGCAGACAGGAUUUCUGCUGUAGACCACCUCCUGUGAUGUAUCUAUGAUGUUUCAAGGGGUGGUCUGGGGCUACAGGGUGGGCAGUUUCCAAAGUCUAUAUAAGGGCUUGCGCACCAUUGUUCAGGGUUCUCCUCCCUCCUGCGUGUGGUGAGUGGGGACCCUGUUGCAACAGUUCCUUGAAUAAAGAUCAGGCUUACUAGCCGCUU
Molecule: messenger RNA, 38087 nt
Organism: Podarcis lilfordi (Lilford's wall lizard)
Lineage: Eukaryota; Metazoa; Chordata; Lepidosauria; Squamata; Lacertidae
Source: the annotation of a GenBank genome assembly